UUUUUAUUUUUUAAUAUCCCUAUCGAUCUAAUCCUUUGAUCAGGGUCCUUGAUUUGUAAAACAAUACUUAUCCUCCUCAGAUUUAAUCCUUUUGAAAAAUAGUAUAAAUAGUCCAGCUUCUAACAAAGUUAUCAGUAUAAAAUAAAAUGAUCUCACGAGUGUUCUUCUUACUAGGAGGAGUUCUUCUACUAGGAGCCGAUUGUCAAGAAGAUUUUAAAGAUCCUAGAACUAUAGAACCAUGGACAUUGGUUUAUACUGUACAGCCUUACUAUCAAUCUGAAGCUCUGGUCAAUUUUUGGAAAUCUGAGAAAAAUGUUAAAAUACCUGGUGAAUUUUUUACAUGGCCUUCAAUGAGUAACCAAGUUCUAGAUAAACCUAGUGUCAAUGAUACUGUCACUAGUAAUCAAAUAAAUUCAAAUCAACAUCAGCACGAUUCAACGCCUCAGCAUCCUGAAAAAAAAGUUAUGUCUGAAAUUACUUACUGGCCUCCGAGAAAAUCUAAUGAUCAACGUCCUCCAUUUGUCAUCCCUCGUUAUUUUGACUCCGUUUGAAAAUCUAUUACGGACAUGAUUGAGGAGUCACUAGCCUGGACUAGUGGUCGCACAUUGAACACACGUGACUUUAAAAUUUCUCAUGAAAGUUCUUAAUAAAUAUUCAUAUAAAUUUUAGUGACCAAAAAAAUGUAGUUUUAUGAUUUGUAAACUUUUACAAAUUAAAAUAAAUAUAAUAUGCAAGAUAUAUUAUUAUUUUUAUUUUCAAACAAACAUUCCUUAGUAUUUAAAGGUUAAACAUAUACCAAAUACAUAUAAAUAUUAUUGAGCAUAACAAUCACCAAAAAAAGUUUUAUUUCAUAAGACAGUUGUUUACAUAAAAUUAUUUUAUGACAACUAUUAUAGAAUAUUAAAUCUAAAAUGUCAACGAUAACAAGGACACUGAAAAAAGCAAUCAAACCGGUUCACUUAUCAAGAUUGAAUUUCUUCACAUCAGCUUUUAGAUUAGAAGGGUCUGAAAGACUACAGAGUAAACCAGAAAUUGACAAACGAAAGGCGUUUAGUGAAGAAGAGGAGUUAUUGAUAGUUAAAACUAUCAACAGUUGCUCAGAAACAGAUUUCGAGAGGUAUGAUAUAAAAAAAGCCCAGUUAAAGAAGCUUAUAGAUUACAAAGAGAGGAAUGGAAAAUUUGAGACCUUCAGUGAUGUUCUUGUCACCCAAGAUGUGCCUUCGUUGAUAAAACUUUGUAAGUCUAUAUUGAGUGGAAGAAAACCAAAAAUUACUAUCAAAACUAAACCCGUAAGAGCCACAACUGUGCCUGCAGUUGAUAGUGCUACAAAAGAGAGUAUAAAAUCUGUGGUCGGCUUACACAUUUGGAGCAAUACGAUAAGCUGGGCGCUGCUCCAAAAGAAUAAUUUGACUCAGUGGGAACAACGGAACAUUGAAAAUCCAUCAAAAUCAAAUUUAGUUUCUUUAAUUAAUACAGUUAGUAGUAUAACCGAGCGAAUACCUGACGCAGAUGCUUAUGUUAUGGAAGCUGAUCCUUAUACAUCUAUGAGUAAAUUAAAAAGUGCUGCUUAUGUAUUUUAUGUACAACGACAACAAGUUAUUUCUACUAUUAUCAGCAUCCUGGGUAUGCGUCGACGAUUAAGCAAUAAUUAUAAUAGCAGUAGUACCGAGGACCAAAAAAUUAAUAAUUUUUUCAUGAUGGCUUCGCGGUCUUCGGCCAAACGAUUUAAUUUGACUGUUGGCAAUGAAAUAAUGCCCCCAGAAUCUAUUAUUAAAAAUGUUUUAGAAGGUAACUUACAUCACAAAAUAUCCCAUUUUCCAAAAAUUGCAGUUGACGCUGACGUGAUUUCCAACUAUAAGUCAUCCCACGGUAUAGAUCGUGAUCAGCUUCAUUCGGCCUUGCUAAUUGCUCUGGCUUUUGUUGACGUUGUUCAUCAAGAUGAUACUGUGGCUAAAUAAAAAACAGGAGAAUCUAGUAAUUGUUAAAAAUGAAGGUUUAUAAAAAUUUAAAUAAUAUAAAAAAAUUACAGGUAGUUGGAAUUAAUAAAUGACAAAGAAAACUAUCAUAUUAUUAUUAUUGCGACGUUUUGACUCUUUAUUAAGCCUUCAUCAGACUCUGACUACUUUCAUGUACUAGUUAUGGUAAGAUUUUAUAGUUGGUUAUAAUAAUUGUAAUAGAGCGCAAUAGAAUUAAAAUUGUAUUUAUGAAAUUAUGUAUGUAUUUUUCAGAGCUUGAUGAAGACUCAAUAAAGAGUCGAAAAGUCGCAAUAAUAACAAUAAUUAAUUAACAAUAAUCCAACUACCUAUGAUUUUUUUGUAUUAUUUUAUGAUUUUGGAUACGAUAGAAAAUGGAAAUGUAAAUAAUAUUUUUAAAUACAUAAAUAAUUGUAAGGUAAUUAAAUGACUAUCAAUAAUCCAGGUCCAUUCAUUUAUUUAUUUAUUUUUUAUAUAUUAACUUUGAUUACACUAUCUAUUUAUUUUAUUGUUAGAUAUUUAUUAUUGUUAUUAAACUUCUCAAAUAAGUCUCUUGCUUCAGAUAAAUUCCAGUGCGCAGUACAGAUGCAUAAGGUAUAUUUAGUACAUAUAUGUUAUGAUCAAUAAAUAUAUAUGAAUUGACAGUGAUAAAAGUUUGUAGAAGCUUGAGCAUAAAGACUUAUUCGAAUAGUCAGAUAUCUAUUAGCUUCGAUAAUUGGCAAUUAUAUCUUUUAUCUUUUUUAUUUUUAUUAUUAUUCUUAUUGUUAUUAUUAUUAUUAUUUUUGUUUUUACUUCAUAAAUAGUUGAGUAAAAUAACGAUCAACUUAAGGACUAGAACAACUUAUAAUCUAUGAAGUAACAAUACUUCCGACGCGAAUGCUGCUUAUUAUUUAAUCUGAUAGACUUGAGAUAUUUUUAUAAUUUUUAAUAAACAAAAUUAGCAACCCGUGAUAUAAUUUUUUUGGUAAUUUAUUAUUAUUAUUACUAUUAUUUUGUUGGACUGUUAAAUAUUGAGUGAUAUGAUUAUUUAAUAUUUUAUUAUCCGACACGACCAGGCCAGCUGCACUCGUGCGUUAGUCAUUAUAUCACGACUUGCUAGAUCAGCAUUCGGAGUCGGCAAUGAUAUUUUUAUUAUCUUUUUUUUUUUGUUCAAGUUGACAUUAAUUUUAUAAUUUAUAAUGGAAAAAAAUUUAUACCUCGCCGUCAGAUAAAUUUCUUAAUAGAUUUGCUCUCUUAUCUCACAAUAGAAGUAAAUUUAAUAAAUUUUUUUUUCAUUUUCAUAUACACUAACUUUGAUCUUCUACUUAUGAUUUAGAUAGUACAUUAAUAUAACUGAUUAUUCAAUAAUAAUAAUUAUAAUAAUUAUCUGUCAAUAAAGCGCUACUUGUGUGCGUAAACAUUUAAAUAAAUAUAAAAUUUAAUGACGUGUGUGCUAAGCAACGUAACGUCUUAAAUAAUGUACACUUGACGUAAUGGACACGUGCUCAAUUUAAUGGACGAAGACAUACAGUAAACAUCAACCCUUCUUAUUGAAAUGAAGGGUUUAGUUAUAUAAUUUAUAAAUUUUUAUUUAUUUUCUAAUUUAUCGAUUAUGAUCUUAAACUUUUUUUCUUUCAAGGAGAUUCAUACACAAUGUAAAUUAAAUAAAUCCAUCUAAUUAUUUAUUUUUAUGUUAAGCCAUUACGACCUUCUCAAGCAAGCUCAUUUAUCGAUAAAAGAAUCAUAAAUAAUAAUCUUUACAAGACAAUCAUAGAGAAGAUAUUGUUCAAUAUUGCUUUUGCCGUAAAUUCCUUAACUUGUUUUUUCAUUUUUUAUCAUAAACGCGAUACACACAACCUUCUUUGCAAUUGUUUUGUGUCACAAACGUUAUGAAUAACAUAAAAAUCAUUCUAUAUAUAAUAUGAGAAAUCUUUUGUUCGACAUAUUCAUAUAUCUAUAAUCGUAAUAAUAAUAAUAAUGACAAUAAUAAAUUGACUAAUAUAAUAUAAAUAAUAAAACGUUUAACGUGACUUUUAUACUAAUGUGCCUCGAAGGAAGCUCUUAUGUUAUUAUUUUCCAUCUUUGGAAAAUAUUUAUUACAAUGACACACAUACAUGACUUAAUAACUUACGUAAUUUUAAUAUUUCCUUUAUCUCUUCUUAUUAACUCACUUACAUAUAUUUAUAAUUUUUCAAUAUAAUGUAAUAUUAACCCAGACAAUUAUUUUAUAUAUCAUUGCACAUAUAAAUAACAUUCUUAUAAAUUCUUUCACGAUCAUUAAAAACAAAUGAGAUUAUUUGAAAUAUUUAAAUUAUA
Messenger RNA from Cotesia glomerata, 4268 nucleotides. RefSeq names its product 26S proteasome non-ATPase regulatory subunit 9-like. The transcript is spliced from 5 exons. Gene Ontology annotation, cellular component: mitochondrial nucleoid; nucleus; cytoplasm. NCBI's taxonomy places the organism in Eukaryota, Metazoa, Arthropoda, Insecta, Hymenoptera, Braconidae. The coding region runs from base 912 to 1958 and encodes 348 amino acids. Gene Ontology annotation, molecular function: DNA polymerase processivity factor activity; protein binding. Gene Ontology annotation, biological process: proteasome regulatory particle assembly; mitochondrial transcription; transcription elongation by mitochondrial RNA polymerase. The record is from RefSeq and is a predicted model, not a curated record.